Dipodomys ordii (Ord's kangaroo rat) is the source of this 1547-nucleotide messenger RNA. RefSeq names its product THUMP domain containing 1 (gene Thumpd1). Bases 377 to 1456 code for a protein of 359 amino acids. The record is from RefSeq and is a predicted model, not a curated record. Gene Ontology annotation, molecular function: RNA binding. Gene Ontology annotation, biological process: tRNA modification. Lineage: Eukaryota; Metazoa; Chordata; Mammalia; Rodentia; Heteromyidae. The transcript is spliced from 4 exons.
UGGUUUAGAAGGACCCAAUGACUCCUUGGUCCACUGGAAGGGCGAUGAAUGGCACCUUGCUCUGCUAACGGUCCCAGUCUAUGUACUGUGCAGAGCACAUCAGGUAAAUAAAUACUGAAUACAAAGGAGUAAACGGACAGGUUCCUUCAAAGCAAAGUUUAGGCCUUGUUCCAAUAUUCGUGUUGGUUUCACCGGCCACGAGUGCAAGCAGGAAACCUCGCGAGAGGUGGGGGCUGCUCCUUCCUUCAUUGGUCGCGGGCGGGCUUUAGGACCCAGUGUCUGGCGGAGGGGGGCGGGGCGGGUUAGGGCCGCCCGUCGCACACUUCUGACGUCACCAGCCCUCGUCGGGGUAGCUGAGGACCCCGUGGAAAAAAUCAUGGCGGCGUCAGUCCCGCAGCCGCCUCCUCAGGCCGUGAGCGGGAAGCGCAAAAGCAAAGCUCAGUACUUGCAAGCCAAGCGGGCUCGGCGUUGCGACGUCGGCGGUUCGCGGCAGCUGGAGCCGGGGUUGCAAGGCAUUCUUAUCACCUGCAACAUGAACGAGCGCAAGUGCGUGGAGGAGGCAUACAGUCUGCUCAACGAAUACGGUGACGACCUGUAUGGGCCUGAAAAGUUUGUAGAAAAGGAUCAGCAGCCCUCUGGAAGUGAGGAAGAUGAUGAUGAUGAUGAUGAUGUGGAGUCUGCCUUGAAGAAAGAAGUUGGAGAUAUAAAGGCUUCUACAGAGAUGAGGCUAAGAAGAUUCCAGUCAGUGGAGAGUGGAGCAAAUAAUGUAGUCUUCAUCAGGACACUUGGGAUAGAGCCAGAGAAACUGGUACAUCAUAUUCUCGAGGAUAUGUAUAAAACCAAGAAAAAGAAGACUCGAGUUAUUCUACGAAUGUUACCAAUUUCAGGCACCUGCAAAGCUUUCUUAGAAGAUAUGAAAAAAUACGCAGAAACAUUUUUGGAACCCUGGUUUAAAGCUCCAAAUAAAGGGACAUUUCAAAUUGUAUACAAGUCCAGAAACAAUGGUCACAUGAAUAGAGAAGAAGUUAUCAAAGAAUUGGCAGGAAUAGUGGCCAGCCUCAAUUCAGAAAAUAAAGUAGAUCUCACCAAUCCACAGUACACGGUGGUAGUAGAAAUUAUCAAAGCUGUCUGUUGCUUGAGUGUUGUGAAGGAUUACAUGCUGUUCAGAAAAUACAAUCUUCAGGAGGUGGUGAAGAGUGCUAAAGACCCAUCACAGUGUCAUCCAAAGCUGGGAAAUGGGAAAGAAGUAAAAUUGCAGCCUGGCAGCAAAUUAAAUCAAAAUGAUGCAGCAGAAGGAAAUGGGAAGAAACAGGUGGUAUCAGAGGAUUGUGAAGAGCAAGGUCAGCCAAAACCAAGGUCUGAGAUAGAGGUACUAGUGAAGGAAGAAGGGGGUAAACCUGAGACUGCAAGUCAAAUCACAGAUGAAUCCAAGUCAAAUGAUAAUGACGUUUCAUAGACUUCAUUUUGUAUUGGAGACUCUCAGCUGGAAUUCUAUGAGAUUGCACUGGGGUUUCAUGUAAAAUUCUGGCAUAAAAUAGUCUGACUUU